AUGACUACCGAAACUCCUCAGAAGGGUCAAAGGAAGGAGAAGAAGCUUCACCAACUCCUUACCUCGUCUCUCGUAGACAUCUACGUCGGCUCUGACUCUACUCGUUGGACGCUGCACGAAGAACUCCUCUCAUCCCAUUCGCCCUUCUUCGCAUCAGUUUUCAACAAGGACGACAAACCCGAUGACAAAAAAUCUCGUGGGAACAAAUCCUAUAAUCUCCCCGACGAAGACGACCAACCUUUUGAACUCCUCGUGGGAUGGCUCUACUCACAAUCCAUUCGGGAACCAAAGUCGGAAAAAGACGUCGGUCCUCUUCUCGAACUCUAUAUCUUGUCACAGAGGCUACAAAUCCAAGAACUCGGCCUCAACAUUGUCGAUCUUGUUAGGGAGUGGUACCACAAGACCUCCACCUAUCCUGGGCUCCGUCGGGUUCAAUAUGUCUACGCCGAGACCGAUGAAGACAACGAAAUGCGCGAAAUGAUGGUGUCUUCGGUUGCUCGUCUGUUGACCACGAGCGAGAAGAUCCCAUCUCACUGGGUGGGCGCGUUACAGCGCAACGGCCAAUUGGCUGUGGACAUUAUCCGCGCCAUUCAACAAUGGCAUAUUGAAGAGCGCAGCAUACCUGAUGCACGAGACCUCAGCGUCAGUCGCGGGAGACAGGUGAAUGGCAACACCGGCGGCGUUGGCUUCAGCGGAGUGGAACAGACAGAAGAGGCGACAGAAGAGGCGCCAGAAGAGGCGCCAGAAAAGGCGCCAGAAAAGGCACCAAAAGAAACGCCUGACUCGGGCAUCGGAGGUGUGAAUGGUACCAGCGUCAAUGGUAACGGCGUCAAUGGAGUGAGUGCGAGCGAGGAGGAUAGCAACAGCGAUGCGUCCGACGCCAAGAGCGACGCUGAAGAGUAA
Molecule: messenger RNA, 903 nt
Organism: Capronia epimyces CBS 606.96
Lineage: Eukaryota; Fungi; Ascomycota; Eurotiomycetes; Chaetothyriales; Herpotrichiellaceae
Exons: 2
Coding region: 1-903 (300 amino acids)
Molecular function (GO): protein binding
Source: RefSeq, a predicted model, not a curated record